UAUGAUAAUAUAUUAUCUAACGGCUAUCCAUCGCUGAAACGGAAGCUAUGUGACGGCUACGAAUAAACAAGGGGUAACUUUGUAUAUUAUCUGAGAGCUCCGACCCCACAAAAACCCGUUUUUGAUAGGAUAGGCAGGGAACGAAGCACACAAAAGUGGAAGCUUGUUCUCGCACUCCCAAACGAAAAUGGCGACUCUUUCACUCUCAGCUCUUCAUUCAAUUUCUACCCGCAAACCCAUUUGUUCCUUCGUCGUUCCAAGCUCUUCCCCGGCCGUUAUUCCAUGUCGUAACACUCGCCUCCGGAGCUACGGCGUUGCUGGCUCCUCAAGGUGUUGGAUAGCCUUAACGGCGAACUCGAACAAGUCCCGUGGAGUUAGAAAGGUGAGGUCUGUGGAAGAAGAAACCCUAGUUCCGGAGCAAGAAGAAGAGCAAGCUACUACCCAACAAGAAGGAGAAGGGGAAGCCGCCUCGUCGUCGGAGCAGCAAGCCGUCUCAGUUCCCGUUUCGGCCUCGGACACUCUCACCAUGUUCUUUCAGGCAGAUGGAACAAUGAGUGAGGCGGGUAUUCCAAGGGUGGUCGACGCCUUAGAGCAAAUUCAGGGUGUCUCCAAUUUGAAGGUUAAUGUCAUUGAGGGUAUUGCUAGUGUUGGGUUGGAAAAACAGACAACAGUCCAAGCUACUGGGGUGGCUUCCAGCUUGGUUGAGACCAUACAGGGUUCAGGCUUUAAACUACAAACAUUGAAUUUGAGUUUCAACGAUGAAGAAAAUGUUGCUGUGUAGAUCAUGAUUCAUGAAAGCUCCACUCGAAAUUAAGGUUCGAACAAAAGGAAAGAGAAAAAGUAUAAUUUUGUUACUGAAGUUAUGUUAUCUUGACUCUUCCUCAUGGGGCCAUCUUGUAGUUAUUUAGUGUUGAGAGUUUCAUAGCCUUCAUUUAUGUGGUAUCCGAGGAAUGCAUAUUACUGUUAUUGAGGAUAAACGUUCUGGUUGAAAGAAAUUUUCAUAAUGCAAGUUGGUGAUUUUGCAA
This is a messenger RNA of Humulus lupulus (European hop), 1025 nucleotides long. RefSeq lists its product as uncharacterized. The transcript is spliced from 4 exons. The record is from RefSeq and is a predicted model, not a curated record. Gene Ontology annotation, cellular component: chloroplast. The coding region runs from base 188 to 781 and encodes 197 amino acids. NCBI's taxonomy places the organism in Eukaryota, Viridiplantae, Streptophyta, Magnoliopsida, Rosales, Cannabaceae.